AUGGAUCCACAAGAACAGACCGUUACCUUCGUUGAAAAACUUCUCGAAUGUUUUUCGCACGGUCAAAUCAUACUGAUCGCGGGAUAUCAUACUGAGAGCAUGCCUGGAAUCAAGUUGGCUACUGAAGACCAGUUAUUAACAACAGUCCGUACUCGCCAUCCGGCGCUGCGGAAAACCGCAGCCAUCAGUGAUGAAACAAUAGACGACGAGAAUACAGCCAGCGAAUCGCAUAGUUGGAGUAGUAACGGUGCCAACAGUAUCAAUUCAUUCGCUUCGAUAAAACGCAGUAAUCAACCUGCGACUACAGCUGUAUGCACCAAAAACGAACUGCUUUCCAGCGAAGAUAACAGUAAUAUUAUCGCUGCGCAUCAUCACCGGAACACUUUGCCAGCACAUGCAUAUUCGGUCCCACCAAUGCAAUCAUCCAAAUUGCAUGAUAUUUCUGCAAUAAAUACGAUUCGCAACUCUGAUGGAAACUUCACGGAGGAAACGAAUGGCCAGCUAUCCGAUGCUCAAACUAUGAUUAAGCACCAGGUUCCAAAUGAUCCAUCCGGUCUGAACACAGCUUACUGUCGUGAUACUGGUGUCACCUUGCCGUUGAACAAUCAUUUCAUGCCACCAAAAUCUGUUGUACAAGAUGACGUGCGUAUGAAGUUGGGAAAAUUUGAACUAGUCAAAAAGAAAGGCAGAUCGGAAGUGUGGAAUUUGUUUGGACAGGUGCUUGACACAAUUACUGGAGCUCGUCUACCCUAUGUGGCUUGUUAUGCAUGCAAAGUACUUUAUACAGAUACGGGUGGUGGUACAGGAAAUAUGACUCGUCAUAGAUGUCCGAUCGGCAGUAGCUACAAGGAUUGCAGUAUGAGCUCUUCAACGGAAGCAACGAAUGAUACCUCUGGCCAGCAAUCUUUUGAAACCCUUGCAUCAGGAUAUGUUGGUCAGUUGUCUCCCGAUACAUCUACUGCAUACAGAAGGGAUUCCCCAGCACCACCGUUAGCUUCACAUACAAGUCUUACGGCGCAGUCGUCAUUUGAGACAUCAUUUAGUGAUUAUGAUCGCCGAAUAUUUUGCAGUGCAAUUAUGCGAUGUUGUGCUAUCGAUUUACUUCCACCUACCAUUUUUCAGGGAGACGGAAUGCAUGGUGUUAUCGAGACGGCCAUAUCGGUUGGACGACGUUGCCGGUGUCCGGAUCGUCAAGCAGUUUCAACACUGAUCCCUGAAAUUUCUAUCCUAAAUCAGGCUAUUGAAGCUAAUACAGCAAUGGUGCUAUCAGAAUUGACUGCAGAAGUAGGACAAAUUGCUCGUACAUCCGGUUUCUCGUUUUCAGUAGAGCGCGUUGCAAACGAAGAUGAUAUUGCUGUUAUUUCUGCUAAUUAUAUCACAGCAGAAUGGAAAUAUAAGCAUCACAUUAUGAAUGUUGACACAUUAGAAAAAGUGAAAACAGGACUGGAAACAAUGAUCCGAGAAGCGGGUGAAUCCAAAAGACUUUUAUGUGUUACAGAAAACAUCCCGAAUUGUAGUGGACAUGCCCAUCUUUACUGCAUAUGUUAUACACUGAAUAAUCUCAUCCAUGAAAUUUUCGGGGAACUGUGUGAUCAGAGACACAAUGUGUUUACCAUUUUUAUGGAGUGUCAGAAAAUAGUUGAUGCGAUAGAAAAGUCAGGCUUAGACCAUUGGGCUGAUCCACCAAAUAAAAAAAGAGCUGGGAAAUUGGACUACUUAUUUUACGGUUACGAAAUGUUAAAAUACCUUAAAGAUUGCGUUCAUCAUUUGCCUGUUUCCCAGUAUCCAGAUAUUGUGGAACUGGUACGAUCGAUUGAUUGGUCAACUGCUGAUGAAAUUCGAAAAUAUUUGGAGCCAUUUCAUAUUAUAGCAUCAAUUUUCAACAAUAAGUCAACAAUAUCUUUUCAUAUGGUACAGCCGGAAUGGUUCGCAUUGAUCCAUGAAUUUUCAUCAGAUGAUGAAGAUGAUUUGAACAAUAACGAUGCAUCGACAUGGAUAUCUGCGCUAAGACGAAAAACGGAAAGUGCAUUACGAAGUGCCACAGGAUCAGUGAUUAUGCCUGAACAUCGCAUGGCAACUGUUUUAAAUCCUCGUCUUAAACAUCUCCCAGUAAUUUGCUCAGACGAAGAAAGGUCAGAAACUUAUUCAAGAAUACGUGAAUUAAUCGGAACAUCCGAAAUGAAGAAUCUAAAAAGCGAAGAACUUCCUUCUGGUGCAGAUGAUGGAGAACCACCAAAGAAGCGAAUAUCAUUUUUAAGUUCACUCGAAGAUCAUGUAAUUAUUGAUGACGAACUAGAAUGUUACCUACGUUCGCAGUAUCCAGCGUCCCAAACAAAAGAUGUGCUGCAGUUUUGGUCCACUGUUGGUCAGGCGCAAUUUCCACAUUUGUCGCUGUUGGCUCGAUUUCUUCUUUCCAUUCCAGCUGCUUGUGUGGUCCAUAAAAGUCAAAACGUUUUGAAAUUGACUCCAGAGCACCUGUCAAGUUUACUUUUGUUACGGUCUUCGUAUGCGCAAGCAGUUUCUAGUGGACACAGUAUACUUGCAUAACAAAUAUUUUUAUUUUCCUGUCCCUUUUUCCCUCUAAUAUUUUGAAUUGGUAUCGUGGUUGUAUUUUUUUAUACUUUCAAUUUUUCUGAGCACUUUUUACCAUAUUCCGUAAUUCUUGUUGUUUUCAAAUAUUGUACGGUUUUUAUUUUCAUUUCUCACUUAUCAUUG
Messenger RNA from Loa loa (African eye worm), 2715 nucleotides. RefSeq lists its product as hypothetical. Gene Ontology annotation, molecular function: DNA binding. NCBI's taxonomy places the organism in Eukaryota, Metazoa, Nematoda, Chromadorea, Rhabditida, Onchocercidae. The transcript is spliced from 18 exons. Bases 1 to 2547 code for a protein of 848 amino acids. The record is from RefSeq and is a predicted model, not a curated record.